UGGGCUGGGGCGGGGGGCGGAGCCGUGGCGAGGCGCUGGCCGCCGGGAGGGAAGGCCCGGGCCCGGAGAGGUGGGUCGGCGGCGGGCCGGGAGCGGAGGCUGGCCCCCGCUGCGGCUCCGGAGGCGGCCCUGCGCCCCGCGCGCUAGCGCCGGGCGGGGCCGUGGCGCUCGCGGCUCUUGAGCGCGCGGAAGGGCCGAGCCUGCGCGCUCCUGGGGGCCGGGGGCUGGCGGCGGGAGGGGCUUCGAGCGGGUCUGCUUUACGUUUCCGUUUUCCUCCUUUCCUCAGGCUCAUCCCCAGACCGGAAGGUGCCGGGGCCGAGCGACGCACAGACCCACCCACUGUGACCCCAGUGUGUUUGGCCACGAGGGCGCCCAUUCCUCCCCGGACCCCGCCCACCAAAGCGGUUUCGGUGUGUGCCUGUAUGGACAUAGCUCCCCAAGAUCCUCGACUCGGUGACGCAGAACCUUUGAGGGUUGGCUGCAAGCCAAACCCCAGCCUCCCGAUGCAGCCCGAAUCCAGCCAGCGUGAAGAGACCCCUUCCCUCUUGUGGGGUUUGGAUCCUGUGUUUCUAGCCUUUGCAAAACUCUACAUCGGGGAUAUCCUGGACUUGAAGGAGUCCCGUCAGGUACCAGGUGUAUUUUUUUACAAUGGGCAUCCAAUAAAGCAGGUCGAGAUCUUGGGAACUGUAAUUGGAAGGAGAGAAAAAGAUGCUUUCUACAGUUAUGGAGUGGAUGACGGCACCGGAGUCAUAAACUGCAUCUGCUGGAAAAAGUCGAACAAUGCUGCGCCUUCAUCAGCAACUACAGCUGCUCCAGCUCUAGGGGUGCUGAACUUAACCUCACAGCUUAAGAAGCUGCAGGAGACCAUCGAGCAGAAGACGAAGAUAGAAAUUGGGGACAUUGUCCAGAUCAGAGGUUAUGUCCACACAUACAGAGAAGAACGGGAGAUUCGUGUCACUACUUAUUAUAAAGUGGAUGAUCCCGUGUGCAACAUUCAAAUCGCGAGGAUGCUUGAGCUGCCCAGUAUCUACAGGAAAGUUUAUGACCAGCCUUUCUGCAGCCCAGCCCUAGAGCAAGAAAGCAGCGAUCCAAGUGCCCUGGACCUUGCCAGUCUCACGCGUUUGCUGAGUGAAAGAGCCAAAGAAUUCCUCGCGGAGAACAAAGUGCAAACCUUUUACCAGCAGGAAUUGGAAAUUGUGGAAUCUCUGUUAUCCCUUGCCAAUCAGCCUGUGAUUCACGGUGCUGGCCCCGAGCAGGGGGAUUCUAAGAGUGACACCACUUCCAAGGCAAUUCAUAGUAUAUUUAAGAAUGCGAUACAGCUGCUGCAGGAAAAAGGAUUUGUUUUCCAGAAAGAUGAUGGUUUUGAUAAGCUAUACUAUGUAACCAGAGAAGACAAAGAACUGCACAGAAAGAUCCACCAUAUCAUUCAAGAGGACUGCCAGAAACCAAAUCACGAGACGGUUUCCUCCCUUCUAACAUCAAGCCUUUCAGUGUUAGGAGAAAUGGUUCUAGACAUUACAGUUUAUGAGAAACCCACCCCCGGCCUUUCAGCCCCUCCGUCCCCAGGGCCUGGCCUUGCUACAGGCUGAGUCAGCGGGUGGAGCUGGACCAGGUCUCCAGCCCUGGUGUUUAUGGUAUGCAGCCCUACUUAGCCUUUAAGAACCGAUGAGGUCAGAUCCUAGAAUGGUGUGACAACAGAUCUUAAAAUAAACUGAAAGCAAUCUAUUAUUUUAAUGCAGAGUUUCUGGCUUUUGUUCACAUCAUUCAGAACAGCAAGGACAAGUAUCCUUCAGUUGGGGGAAGACCUGUCUAUCCACAAUUUAGGGAGCUGUAAAGAGCAGUGAAAUGUGGAGUUCCUCAACCAAGAAGAGACGAGAGGCUGCUCCCCAAAUAGCCUUCCUGCACUCAUCCUCCUGUCGGCCACCUGGCCAGAUCCUUACUUUGAUCUGUACUAGGAACAGGAUGGAUUGAAAUAAUCCCAGUGCCUGGUGAAGCGAAUGAAAGGAAACACUGCAUUUCUCAGGGGAACCAAACUGCCUGGUGGCCUGAGAGUCUGCAAAAGUGGCAGGUUUUCCAUCCUCUCCUAACCCCCACACUGUGCCCCUCAGUCUGUAUGUGGGGAGCCUCUGGCAGCUGUAAGCCAGGCUCCAGAAUGAGGAAACUCCCAGGAGCUGAACUCUGGGGCAUGAGGAACUGAGAAGGCCAGGAAAAAUACCUCGUAGGGACUGUCUGGGCAUCUGUUGUGACCACUCCUUGUCCUAGAAAAUAUCUGUGACAUUAAAUAUAUAUGUAUUCUGAGUAAUCAUGUACGGACAUGGUAAAAAGACAGUGCAGAGUGCACACAGAAAAUCAGAAGCCCUCCCAACCAGAACUCCAGGCUCUAUGUUCCCACGUCCACAGGCAGUCGUUGUUACUAGUUUCCUGCAUACCAUUCUGGAGAGGUUGUAUACACUUCCAAGCACGUUUGUGUAGUUUUGUUUUUUAAAAAAGCCCCACAAGUAAAGGUUAUCAUACGAUGCUCAGCGUUCCACACCUUGUGUCUUAAAUCUGACAUUGGCUUCUAGAAGUCAUUCGGCAAUAGCACAUCUAACACUGCCUCAGUCUUUUGAACACACACAGGAUUCUAUUAUACGUAUGAAUAGGCCUUCAACCUCUUGAUCAUUCCUACUGGGUCUUUAGUGUGUUUCUGACCUUUUGUGCAAAAUAUAGCAUUGAGUGUUUCUUGUCAGGAUUAUCGGUAGGAUGUAAAAUCUUUAAUCGUUGAGGAGUAUUUCAGUAACGGAUAAACUUAGAAUAAGGAAAGGGCUAUAAACCUGAAGCUUGUUUUCAGUCCCUAAAGCACUGACCUUAGGCUUGUCCAAAGACCGGCAGCAUGGCAGAGUUGUGAAGAGCUGGGCUCUGGAGCCCCCUUGCCUGGGUUUGAAUCCCAGCUCUACCACUUUGAAACUGUGUGAUCUUGGAUAAGUCUGUGCCUCUGUUUCUUUUGUUUUCUUUUCUUUUUUUCUUUUUUAAGAUUUAUCUGUUUAU
This is a messenger RNA of Ailuropoda melanoleuca (giant panda), 3027 nucleotides long. RefSeq names its product STN1 subunit of CST complex (gene STN1). Gene Ontology annotation, cellular component: CST complex. Gene Ontology annotation, molecular function: single-stranded telomeric DNA binding. Lineage: Eukaryota; Metazoa; Chordata; Mammalia; Carnivora; Ursidae. The transcript has 12 exons. The coding region runs from base 423 to 1589 and encodes 388 amino acids. Gene Ontology annotation, biological process: telomere capping. The record is from RefSeq and is a predicted model, not a curated record.